Rhodofomes roseus is the source of this 684-nucleotide messenger RNA. Its product is annotated as 40S ribosomal protein S23. The record is from RefSeq and is a predicted model, not a curated record. The transcript is spliced from 5 exons. Bases 37 to 474 code for a protein of 145 amino acids. NCBI's taxonomy places the organism in Eukaryota, Fungi, Basidiomycota, Agaricomycetes, Polyporales, Fomitopsidaceae. Gene Ontology annotation, biological process: translation. Gene Ontology annotation, molecular function: structural constituent of ribosome. Gene Ontology annotation, cellular component: ribosome; cytosolic small ribosomal subunit.
CCUUCCCUCUAGCAUCGACGACCGCAUCCUCAAGACAUGGGCUCCAACAAACCUCGCGGAUUGCAAGCCGCGCGCAAGCUGCGCAACGACCGCCGUGAAAACCGCUGGGCGGACAAGGCCUACAAAAAGCGGGCACUCGGCAACAUCUACAAGACCUCGCCCACGGGAGGGUCGUCGCAUGCCAAGGGCAUCGUCCUCGAGAAGAUUGGCGUUGAGGCCAAGCAGCCCAACUCAGCUAUCCGGAAGUGUGUCCGUGUACAGCUGAUCAAGAACGGUAAGAAGGUGACUGCGUUCGUCCCGAACGACGGUUGCUUGAACUUCGUCGACGACAACGACGAGGUCCUCAUCUCUGGCUUCGGUCGCCGCGGAAAGGCCAAGGGUGAUAUUCCUGGUGUCCGCUUCAAGAUCGUUAAGGUCUCUGGCGUCGGCCUGCUCGCUCUCUGGAAGGAGAAGAAGGAGAAGCCCAGGUCAUAAAAAUCUUCCCCCUCUCUGGACCUUAUCUCCUGCCCUCUGAUUGUCGCUGCCGAUGCUUGUCCAAUGGGUUCACACAUGCAUGUAUUAUGUAUGCCAACAUUAUGAUUUCGCAGAAUGAACCAUAUGCCGACCGAGCACAUCUGCGUUGCGCAAUGACCUGCAAGCAGCGCUUUGGCUAAACCCUACUCGAGCGCGCGUGGCCGUCGUGCC